AUGGCAGAGAUGCUUCUUACUUGUGCCCACAAGUGUGCGCAGAUACUUAUGUUACCAAAAUCGGGAAUGAAACUCUUUAAUGCCAAGUUCUUCAUUAACGAGCAGGCAUUACUUUAUUACAGGGUUCUGCAAGUUUGGAGCAGAGUCGCGGCUGAAGCCGCUGGGAAGGGGGUCGCUGGUGCGAGCCUCUGCGGGGGAAAAGGUGGGGGCCGGGAAGCGGCCGCCGCUGGGCUGCUGCUACUGUCAGUGCCGCCGGUACCAGUGGUGCGUCAGUCGAGGGGCCGUAAAACAAAGUCGACGCUGCUUGAACUCCUCGCUGGCGGUGUUGUUGUCUCCGAAUCCGAGCCCUCGCUGGCGAUAUCAGAGGAAGGUGUUGAUGAACGAGAUCGAACGCACCGAGCUGCCCCCUCUCGGCUCCCUCCCCGCUGGGUGCAAACGCGAUGUGGCCGCCGAAGAUAUAUCGGGGGCGGCCCCGUACCUGUGCGCACAGUUCCCAAGCAGUUCCAGGUUACAACGUCUUCGGCUCCCAGGCUGUCGUCUCGCUGCCUCUCUGUGGGUCAACGAACUCUCUGCCUCUCCGUGGGUCAACGAACAGCCUCCGGUACUGCUGUCCCGGGCCGGUACUUCUUGCCUCCGCGCUCACGACCCAAGUGUGCUGUGAUCCCAAAAAGCUUCGAGACAGGCAAGAAGGAAGCUCACUGUGGCCGUGCUUUCUUUGUACCUGUGUGUGGAGCAUCUGCUUUGGCUCAAAGAGCAUGUUGUUCCAGUUUCCAGAGCAGUCACUUGCUUGGCAUUUCAAGAGCAGAGAUUAGCAAGGGUGCUUACACGCAGUUUGCUCGUUCAUGGAGAGCUUUGAUGCUGACAUUUAGCCACGCUGCACAGCACUUGCCGGAGCUAGACAUUAAGCUCCUCAGAAAAUACUUCUGGGACAGAUCUCUUUACCAGGCCACUGAGGUUUUUUUCCUCUUCUUGGUAACCAAUGACAGUAUCGAAAUCCCCAUGGGACCUACUGGACAAAGAAAAGAAGCGCGGCGGUGUGUGCGGCUGCAGCCGAAUGAGAGCGCAGCGCAGCGCAGCGCAGCGCAGCGCAGCGCAGCGCAGCGCAGCGCAGCGCAGCGCAGCGCAGCGCAGCGCAGCGCAGCGCAGCGCAGCGGCUUCCUGCCGCGCAGGGCAGCCCGCGACAGCCGCGGCUGGGUUUUGAAUGUGCCGCGGGUAAUGUCACGAUCACGAGCAGCAGAGCAGAGACACUCUACCCUUGAUGUGCUCAGGAAACUCAAGACUCCACCUACUUUCCUUGUUGCAGCUAGACUUUCUGCGAUGCUGAGUAGAAGUGAUGAAGUAUAUGCAAAUUGCAUGGUGGUAGACCAAGCUGGAGAAUUAAAGGCAAACUAUGUUCAUGGAGAUAGUGCCACCAACUCAGCCUUGGUGGCUAAGAGCUCUUCAUCACCCUCACUUGAGGGGAAUGACCAAUAUGUAAGUGUUACAAAUGAAGGAAAGCAAAGGCCAGUGAAAAAAGGAGAAAACACAGGUUUAGGAGAUACUGCUUCACCUGGUGAUUUGUAUGGAAAAGAUUCAUACCUUCCAUUCAAGACCCAUGGAUUUAUUAAAGAUCGGGGCCAACUUUAUGCUGAAAUGAAAAAAAGAAGUUCAAGUCUCGAUGACCUUGAGGUAGACUGCAGAAGUGGAGAUGUUUCAGACAGAUCCCACAUUCACUACCCUCCUCUUGGCUGUUCAGAGGCCAUGGCUUGUAGCAGAGAUGGAUUAGACUCACCUACCAAUCUACAGUCCAAGGAAUGCACAGCACCUGGCAUUCGGUCUCGCUCCUAUUCCUGCUCGACGCCCAAAGGUUCAAUAGGAAGACCUUGCAUUCCUCAGGACUUUGCCGUUGGGGAUUCAAAUGAAGAGCGAGCAUACAGCCUACCCGAGCAGUGCCGGGAGAACAGGAUACAUGAGGAAGAAUGGAAUAAAUACAUUGUACCCUCAAAAAAUGAGUCUGAAAAAUGUAAAGUGAGUCGGACUUUCAGCUUUCUGAUGAACAGAAUGACCAGCACACGGAAUAAGUGCAAGACAAGAAAUAAAGAUGCCAAAGAUAAAGAGAAACCGAACAGGCACAAUUUUAUAAAUGGAACUUUUUCCGGAGUUACUCCAUGUAUGGCCUGUGAAAAGGCCCUCCUAGGAAAAGAGUCACUGCAGUGCUCUAAUUGCAAUGUGAUUGUGCAUAAGAGCUGCAAGGAAUGUGCUCCUGUUUGCACCAAGAAAUCCCAGGAGAAGUACCACAGUAGGAACAAACCCCAAGCUGGUGUAACAAAUUCCCUGCCUGGAGACAUUUCACAGAUGAUGCUCUGCCCAGUGCAUCUUUCUUCCUCUGUACCUAUUGGGAUGUCUGCUGGAAGCAGGGAAGCCUUGCAACAAUCCCACUUCUUGUCCAAAAGUGUCCCCAGUGCCAGUUUUGAAAGAAGAUCCAUGCAAUUUUCUGAACAAGACUCUGAGACUAGCACUUGGAGGUCCAAAUCACAGUCUGAAGAGAUGUUACAAGCAUUAGGGACCUUUUCUUCAAUGGAUUCUUUUAUGAUGGAAGAUGAUGUGGAUUUGUCUCAGUGGACUGAUCUCCGCUCAGAUGCACAAGAAUUUGAGGCAGAGUCUUGGAGUCUUGUUGUGGAUCCAGUAUUCUGUAGCAAGCAAGAAAAGGAUGUCAUCAAAAGGCAGGAUGUCAUUUUUGAGCUGAUGCAAACAGAAGUGCACCAUGUCCAUACCCUAUUCAUCAUGUCUGAAAUAUUCAGAAAAGGAAUGAAGGAAGAAUUGCAAUUGGACCACAGCACAGUGGACAGAAUAUUCCCCUGCUUAGAUGAACUUGUGGAGAUGCACAAGCAGUUCUUUUGCAGAAUGAAGGAGAGACGACAGGAGUCCUGUGAGGCAGGGAGUGAACGCAAUUUUAUCAUCAGCAGAAUUGGAGACAUUCUUGUGCAGCAGUUUUCAGAGGAAAAUGCAACUAAAAUGAAGAAAAUAUAUGGGGAGUUUUGCAGCCAUCAGAAAGAAGCUGUUAAUCUCUUCAAAGAGUUGCAACAAAACAAGAAGUUCCAGAAUUUUAUCAAACUGAGAAGUAGUAACCUGUUGGCACGACGCCGAGGAAUCCCUGAGUGCAUUUUGCUUGUCACCCAGCGAAUCACCAAAUACCCGGUUCUGGUUGAAAGGAUAUUGCAGUACUCAAAAGAAGGAACAGAAGAACACACAGACCUGUGCAAAGCCCUUCAUCUAAUUAAGGACAUGAUUGCAGCAGUAGAUUUGACAGUGAAUGAGUAUGAAAAAAAACAAAAGCUUUUGGAAAUUCUUAGUAGAACUGAAAACAAAACAUUUACAAAGAUGAAAAAUGGCCAUAUUUUUAGGAAGCAAGACUUGAUGAGGAAAGAAAGGAUACUUCUUCAUGAAGGUUUAGUAUACUGGAAGACAGCAACUGGUCGUUUCAAAGACACUUUAGCGCUGCUUCUGACCGAUGUGCUACUCUUCUUACAAGAAAAGGAUCAAAAAUACAUCUUUGCAGCUGUUGACCAGAAGCCUUCCAUUAUCUCCCUUCAGAGGCUCAUAGUAAGAGAAGUAGCCAAUGAAGAAAGGGGGAUGUUUCUGAUCAGUGCUUCAUCUGCAGGGCCUGAGAUGUAUGAGGUUCACACCAGCUCUAAAGAAGAACGUAACAUCUGGAUGAAACAUAUUCAAGAUGCAGUGGAAAGCUGUCCAGAGGAAGAAGAAGAAGAAGAAGGAAAAAUGAGUGAAUCUGAUGAGGACAGACGUAUUGCUGAGAUCAAGGCAUCCAGAAUUCAGAAAUGUCAAGAAUCACUGAGUAACCAGGACCAACAGAUCUGUAGUUUUUUGGAAGAGAAGUUGCGUAUCUAUGCAGAACUGGGAAAUGCGAGUGGGUUUCAGGAUGUUCAUGUCGAACCUCACCUUCUUAUCAAACCUGAUUCUGGAGAAGCUCCACAGGCUGCUUCAUUGCUGGCAGCAGCACUCAGGGAAGUUGAGAGUCUCCAUGUUGCUGCAUCACAAGUGAGUGAAGCAGGCAGACCAGAGGAAACUACUGAGGAAUUAAGUGUGAAGCACAGAUUGAGUACCAAUGAAAUCUUGGAAUCUCUUCCUUGUGAAAUAAAAGAAGAAUCAGCUGAAGCUGAUCUCAGUGUUGAGAAGGAAGUGGCAGGUGCCAGUCUAGAGGAUAAGGGAGAAAGUAUGAGUUUCCUGGGAUCUACAGGGACAGAGAUUGUACAAGCAAUCCAGAAUUUAACCCGUCUUUUGUACAGCGUACAGGCAGCCCUAGCUAUCCAGGACAGCCACAGAGAACUCCAUAGGUUAGUACUUCAAGAGAAUGAGAAGACUGGCCGGGGGUACAGUUCUCGGCUAAACUUCCUUCUAGAACAAGAGAAAUACCGGAAUCUGGAAAAACAAAGAGUGGAGCUGGCCAACAUACACAAACUGAAGCAGCAGUUUCAGCAAGAGCAGCAGCGGUGGCUGCGUGAGUGUGACCAGCGGCAGCAGGAGCAGGAGGCAAGAGAGGGCCUGCUGGGGCAGCGGGAGAGGGAGUGUGGGUGCCAAGAGGAGCUGCUGGAGAGGAGUCGGCAGGAACUGGCGGUUCAGCUGCAGGAGUACCAGCAGAGCCUGGAGAGACUCCAGGAGGGCCAGAAAAUGGUGGAGAGAGAAAGAGACAGUGUGAAAAUGCAGAAGCAGCUCCUCUGGCACUGGAAGCAUGCUCAACAAAACAGCCUGCUGUCGUCCACAGGGAGCCAUGAGAUAAUGGGACAUAAUCAGUCGGACAGCCAACAUGGCGAAAAUACGUUCUACUUAAAUGAAGCUUGUGUGUGUGUGUCUCUAACCAGUCUCAACAGAUCUGAUUCUUCUCUCGUUCAUGAGGAUGGUGUGUAUGGGCUGGACAUGUCAAAUUCUGAUGUAGCAAGGAAUAGUGAAAAUCAGGUGGACCUCAAAAUGGACCCUUCUUGCCAGCCAGCAUUAACCAGUUCACUGUGGAAAUCCACUGGUCUUUGCCAGCAGAUGUCUUUUUCCUGCAAAAGCAACAAGGAUGCCUUUAAUAAUGAUGUGAAUGCAUUGCAGACCCAAAGUCCCCAAACAAGCAGUCCAGACCAGGGAUCCAUCCAGCCACCACAGGUAGAUGCACUGCUGCUGAACCACCAGCCUGAAACGCUACAGGAUGCAGAAAGUGGAGGCAGAGUAGAGAAGAUUGUUUACCUCUGAUGGCUUGUUUUCUAAUCUUGGUAGCACUUUGGAAAUAUAAUUGUGUUUGCUUUUCUAAACAGCCAUAGUUGCUUUCUGUAUGACCAAAUGGCUUUAUGGAUAGAAUUUAUUUUUCAAUGCAAGAUUUUCCCCAUAGUAAACAUAACAAUUAAGUUAUUCUGAAGCCUUAAAAAGCAUAUAAUCUUUAAUUUAUGACAGGAUUUCAUAUGUUUUGCAAGAAGCAGUAGUUAGCAGGGGAGACGUAAUGUUUUGGAAUUGCUAAGAUGCCAGCAAGAGCUGUGAAAACUAGGGUUGAUUUUCCGCUGAGUCUUCUUUUUGAAAGAGCAAGCUAAGAGAGAUGGGCCUGCUAUUUGAGAUUUCAGAGUAUGAGUCAGUAACCUUCUAACAGUUGUGAUAUAACAUGAAAAGACAGCAAUGUUAGAAUGAUGGCGAUAAUCUUUGUUGAAAUGUACUACAUAUCCUUAAUUAUCAGGUUGUUUUCCUUGUCCUCUGGCUCAGGAACUGCUCAGAAGAGGAUGCUUUUUAUAGUUUCAAUGUAAUUGCAUAAUUGUAAGUGUAUGUUCAUGUCCUGAAGCAUAUCAUCGUUUUGGUAGUAUUGCAGAGAUCAUUUUCUAUGCAGAGAUGCUGUAAAUCAGUUUGUUAUUAUAUUAUAACUGUACUUCAUUUCAGUAAGUGCCCUUGCACAUUAAAAUUCACCAGAUGAGACCAUCUCUCUGCUCAAAAGGGGAUAAAUAGUAGGCUUUUAGUUAACAGAACCCUCCUGAAACUCCUCUGCUUUCCCAUGUAGGAGCCAGCUAGGUUCCUGCUUUCAGGUUCUGGAAUCAUCUCUGUAUUAGGCAGUAAGAAACCAAGACCUGUUUUGUGCCUUUUUGUCUUUCAGAAGUAUUUGUACACUUACCUUGAAAUAAAGUUCUGUUCAUUUCUGCAAAACUG
Dryobates pubescens (Downy woodpecker) is the source of this 6162-nucleotide messenger RNA. RefSeq names its product Rho guanine nucleotide exchange factor 28 (gene ARHGEF28). Bases 1 to 5229 code for a protein of 1742 amino acids. The transcript is spliced from 34 exons. NCBI's taxonomy places the organism in Eukaryota, Metazoa, Chordata, Aves, Piciformes, Picidae. The record is from RefSeq and is a predicted model, not a curated record. Gene Ontology annotation, molecular function: guanyl-nucleotide exchange factor activity. Gene Ontology annotation, biological process: regulation of Rho protein signal transduction; cell morphogenesis.